GGAAGGGAGAACUGUCCGGCUCCUCCGGUCGAGGGGAGAAAUUUGUCGGGAUUUGACUGGUGCAAGAUGGUUGAACUUGUAAUAAAGGGGAAAGCAGCACAGACCGGAGGUGAAUGCACCAAUGAGGAGUGAUUCGAGCGCGUGGUGGGCUUAUCUGCUAUUACGCAAUUCUGACUCCUACAAGGCGAAAAGAUUGACAAAACCCAGAGAAACUGCUCAUGGGUUCGACAUUCCCCUUCAUGUGCGACUGGACGAGAGCGAGGGCGUGCCGCUUAGGUAUACGGGGACGUGGAUAGCGGAAGAAGUGUUCCUGUGGACAAUGAUCUUAGAGGUUGGAAAGGCGAGCGGAGCUAGGCAGGUGGGGGCAAUCGGGCAUCUUGUAUUCGGCAGGUCGCAGGAGCUCGAGAUAGGGCUAACACUUGUCGGCGUUGGUCGGAACUGGUGGAGGUACGUAGCUUUAGCGAGAGCUAUCGUGAUUAGGAAGGUGACCCGUAUGGGCUUCACAAAUGCGUUUGCCGAAGCGCGACGGAGAAUGCUCGCCGUAGCCAUGGACAUGUUCCCAGAGAAGUGUGAGCCCUACAUCGAAAGCAAUCCGAUCAAAGGCAAGCAAGAGAAGGACGAGACAAAAGUCCAUCCAGGAAUCCGAAGAUUUGUAUGGGACCAUCUACAGGACAUCAAGGACUUACUCCGUCGUUUCCUAGUGUACAACAUCACGGCUAGUGGACCAAAGAGUAUUCUAGCAGUACCAAAAGUAACCAUACUAGGAUUUCGCUGCGGCGCAUACGGCAGGAAGCCAGAUCCGGCAAAGACGGACAAAAUAUCACAGUGGCCAACGCCCCUGCGCACGACGACGGAGUUCAAGAAGGAGGUCCUAGCCAUCACGCAUUGCCUCAAGCCCUUCCAGGCCUACCUAUUUGGGAGGCGGUUCAUCCUUAGGCAGUUCGAUUACAAAAUCAAACGAAUUGCGGGAAUUAGGAACAAGGCCGAUGGACUGAGUCGGGUCUGCAUCACUCCCGAAGGGAUGGAGGAGGCAGAGCCCAUAGACGCAUUCCUUGAGUACAAAGGAGGAACUCUUGCAGUGGAUAACGAAACGAUGAGCGAAGACUGCGAGUCGGGAGAGCUGUUGAUCCGGACUUUGGAGAAAGGGGCACCUGCCGUAGUAGCAAAAUUUAGAGAAGGACCAGUCACCACUCGAGGUCGCAAAGAGGAGAAAGAUUCGUGGGGAGCGACAGUAGGACCGAAGGACGAACUAAUAGCAAUGGUGAGGGAGGUCGAGAAGCCGUGAUGAGCUUAGUGGAGUCUUGGGAAAGGAAAGAGUUGCGAUGGAUGGUAAACCAAAUGCAGGAGACAAAGGACGAGGACCAGGAAAGGAAGGAGUUUUUCUAUGCCCAGGAAAGGAAGGAAUCUUUCGGGAGAUCGGGUUGUUGCUAAUAGGAAACAAACAGCCCAUGGAAGU
Messenger RNA from Chara braunii, 1456 nucleotides. NCBI's taxonomy places the organism in Eukaryota, Viridiplantae, Streptophyta, Charophyceae, Charales, Characeae. The record is from the annotation of a GenBank genome assembly.